CCACCCAGAACUCAUGCACCGCGAAGAUGAGGCUUGCGAUGACAUUUGUGCCAGCAGCGCCAUAGAAAAAGUUACCAUUCUGCAGGGAAACAGUAAAGGAAUAGGGGCUAAACUACACAUGGCGUCUCUCGCGAGCGCGGAGCGACGUGCGUUCGCUCUAAAGAUCAACAGACAUUCGUCUGCUGAGAUUCGGAAGCACGUCUAUAGCUCCCCUCAGGUACCCAAGCAACACAGUCGUCAUGGCUCCAACGCAUCUGCCUCCACGUUCUUCACCAUGCCCCAGACUUAUGACGCCGUGGAGCCUUUGGAUCUGGAGGAGUUUCUGAUGUCGCAGCUACGGAGCGGAGACUCUGCCCUCAUGCAGGAGUUUGGAGAUUUCCCCAACGACAACCUGGCAGUGGAACUGGUUGAGAAGGAGUGUCGAACCGUGCGCCACUCCGUGCCCGAGGAGGGAGCGGAGUUGGAUUCCCACGUGAGGGACUGUGCUCAGAGUUACACCCAGCCCUGGUUGGUGGUCAGCAGAAGGUGCCAGGGAGAUGGUUGGAAUGCAUAUUCAGAGCGGUCAAAUCUACACAAAACACUCCUGAAACAGACCUUUGAGUCUGAUGUCCAGCCGGAGAAACAGGAGAUAUCAGUCCGGUCACCCUCCUUGGCAGGUCUCAGUGAUGACUCCCGAAAGACCCUAACCUCCUCUGACUUUGACCUUCGCUCUGGUCUCACCCCUGACCCCAGAGUGGAGGGGCUGCUGCGUUUCAAUAACCAUGAAGACCUUGAUAGGUUUAACCAGGAAGCCCGGCAGACGAACCGCCAUCCAGAGCUUUUCGCCCUGUACCCACCCGCCGACGAAGACGAUGCAGUUGAGAUCCGGCCCAUUCCCGAAUGUCCCAAGGAGCACGUAGGAGACAGGAUCCUCAUCCGAUGCCAAGCCAUCAAAUUUGAGAUUGACAUUGAGCCCCUGUUUGCUACCCUGGCCCUGUACGACCUAAGGGAGAAGAAAAAGAUAUCAGAGAACUUCUACUGUGAUCUGAACUCGGACCAGUUUAAAGGUUUCCUGAAACCCCACACGCCACAGAUUGACCAAUCCACACUUUCCAGAGCUGCCAUCUUCUCCAUCACAUACCCCUCACCAGACAUCUACCUGGUCAUCAAGAUAGAGAAGGUACUACAACAGGGAGAGAUUGGUGACUGUGCUGAACCAUACAUGGUCAUGAAGGAGACUGACUCAGCAAAGAAUAAGGACAAGCUGGAGAAGCUGAAGAGUCAGUCAGAGAUGUUCUGCCAGAGACUGGGCCGCUACAGAAUGCCUUUCGCCUGGGCCACCGUCAACAUCAUGAAUGUCAUCAGCACAGCCACACUGGACCGAGAUACGACGGACAGCUCUGACAGCGUCAGCGGUAAGUCCAGCAGUCUGGAGAAGAGAGGCCAGCUGCCCAGAAGGAACUCUGAGAGGUUCGGUAGCAUGGAGGACCAGUGUAACAUGUCCGCAUUCAAGCCUGCCACCAUCACCAUCAGCACCUUCUGCAAGCAGGAAGGGGACCGUCUGAGCGACGAAGACCUGUUUAAGUUCCUGGCGGACAUCAAGAGGUUCUCGUCCCUCCAGAGGAGAAUUAAAACCAUAUCAGGUACAAUCCGAUUGGACGUCACGCCGGUCCACGACAACCCAGUGGCCAGUCUUUCUACUGAGCUCAUCCCGGUCAAGCCAGUGUCCGAGAAGAACCUACGACCCAUCAAGGAAGUGUUGGAGUUCCCCUCCAGCGAGGUCUAUGUUCCUCACAGCACUUACAGGAACCUGCUCUUUGUGUACCCCCAGCGUCUCAACUUUGUCAACAGGCUGGCUUCAGCAAGGAACAUCACUGUUAAAAUUCAGUUCAUGAGCGGCGAAGACCCCAGCUGUGUGCUGCCUGUCAUUUUUGGAAAAUCGAGCGGGCCGGAGUUUGUGCAGGAAGUGUACACCCCAGUCACCUACCAUAACAAAUCUCCAGACUUCUAUGAGGAGGUGAAGAUAUCGCUGCCUGCCAGGCUGACUGAAAGACACCACCUGUUGUUCACUUUCUACCAUAUCAGCUGUCAGCAGAAACAGAACCAGACGUCCUCUGUUGAGGCCCUCAUAGGAUACUCUUGGUUACCUAUACUGAGUACUGACAGACUACAGACUGGUCAGUACUGCCUCCCCAUCGCCCUGGACAAACUGCCUGUCAACUACUCACUGCACUCACCUGAGAAGAUUCCCACUCAGGUUCCCCCAGUCAAGUGGAUGGAGAGUCACAAAGGAGUGUUUAACCUAGAGAUACAGGCAGUGUCCUCUGUACACACACAGGAUAACCACUUGGAGCGUUUUUUCACGUUGUGCCACGCUCUGGGGGGCGGAGUAACUUUCCCACUCCGGGUUCGGGAAGAGAAGAUUCCGGAGAACAAGCUGGAGCAUGAGCUGAAGCUGAGCAUCAUCUCCCUGUCCUCCUCCAGACUGGAACCUUUGGUCCUCUACCUUCACCUGGUCCUAGAUAAACUAUUCACCCUCAUCAUGCAGCCUAUGGUCAUUGCUGGACAGACAGCCAACCUGGCCCAGAUAGCGUUUGAGUCGGUGGUUUCUAUCGUCAACAGUCUCCAUAACAGCCAGGAGUUGGCCCGUGACCAGCAGGGAAGGAACGGUCUCCUGGCAACGUAUCUGUACUGGGUGUUUCGUCUCCCUGACUCUCCCCGGGAGACGCUUAACCCAGGUCCAGGGGGGGUGGUACCACCUGCCGAGGGCCGUUAUAGUACAAUGGGGCGGGCCUCAGCCACCCAAGUAGGAAGCAUGUUACUACAGUCUCGGAUCCGAAGCAGCAGUAACCCCGACAUACCAGGUCCACACAGCGCAGAGGACGCCGAGGUCAGAAACAUCAUGGACGCUAAGGGCCAGAACAACCCUGGCAGUCGCAUGUCUACCUAUGUGGAUGUCAGCAGCCACCCGCAGAGCUCCACAGGUGGAACCCGGCCCUCCAAUAGAAAGCAAUUCCAUGAGGAGCUGGCUCUACAGAUGGUGGUCAGUACUGGAGUCUGCAGAGAAAACGCAUACAAAUAUGCCUGGUUCUUCUUUGAACUGCUGGUGAAGAGCAUGGCCCAGCAUGUUUGCCAGCUGGAAAAACAUGAUGUCCCUCGCAGGAGCCGCUUCUCUGACCGCUUCAAAGAUGACAUCACCACCAUCGUCUCCGUGGUUACCGCUGAGAUCGGGACCAUCCUGGUCAAACAGCAGAAGGAGUUGGAGCAGGCAGAGAAGGUGAACAUCAGCCUGGCCUUCUUCCUGUAUGACCUGCUGUCUCUCAUGGACCGCGGCUUUGUCUUCAUCCUGAUCAGAAACUACUGCAACCAGAUGUCGGCAAAGAGCGUUUCUGUGCCAGUCUUGAUCAGCAUGCGACUGGAGUUCCUGCGUAUCCUGUGCAGUCACGAGCACUACCUCAACCUUAGCUUGUACUUCAGUAGUCCCGCUUCCGCACCCGCCUCCCCAUGCCCAUCCAUCUCCUCACAGAGUUCCAGUUCGUGUAGUUUACAGGAGCAAAGGAUUCUUGGGCUGUUUGAUCUGUCUCAGGAGUUUAAACAGCAGCACUACCUUACUGGGCUACUACUAACGGAGCUCAGCGCCGCACUGGACAUGGAGUCAGAGGGCGGUAAGGUCCAGAGAAAAGCCAUCAACGCCACCUACAGCUUGCUGUGUGCCCACGACCUGGACCAUCGCUGUGCCCGGCCUGAGGUCAGAGCCAAGGUGGCCACUCUCUAUCUCCCCCUGGUGGGCAUCAUCAUCGACUCCAUCAACUACCUGGACUUCACAGUAUCCGAGGCUCGGGGAGGUAAAAACAAGACCGGUGGGCCGGACGAAGACCCCGACAACGUCCCGCCCAUCAAUCAGUCCAUCGCCAUGGCAAUCGCUGGCAACCCCUUCAACACCUUGGCAAGGAAUGCCCUGGUUUCCAUGGCAUCUGUGUCCGGUAAGGCGGUGGCCACCCUUUCAGCGGAGACCAGCAGGAACCUGCUGGUGUGUUUCCUGUGGGUCAUGAAGAACGCUGAGAGGAGUCUGAUCCAGCGCUGGACCGUAGACAUGCCCCCGGCACAGCUCAACAGGCUGCUGGAGCUCCUCACUAUCUGCGUGUCCUGUUUCGAGUACCGGGGCAAACAGAGCAGCGAUAAGGUGAGCACUCAGGCCUUACAGAAGUCCCAGCAAGCCAAGAUGCAGCUGGAAGACUCCCUGCUGAGAGGCAUUGGAGCCCGGGGGGAGAUGAUGCGGCGGGUCGGAGGAAAUGACCGUGCAGGGCAGAGAGAGAACCUGCGCUGGAGGAAAGACCUCACCCAGUGGAGGCAGACCAAUGAAAAACAGGACAAAACAAAAGCAGAGCUGGACCAGGAGGCUCUGAUCAGUGGGAAUCUGGCAACUGAGUCCAAUCUCAUAGUCCUGGACCUACUGGAGACCAUAGUUCAGGCUGUCCCAUUGGUUGACUGUAAGGACAGUGUCGUGGGCGGAGUGUUGAGGGUGUUGCUUCACUGUCUCACCUGUAAUCAGAGUACAACCUUCCUGUGUCACUGCUUCAGCACGCUGAGAGCCCUAGUCGUCAAGUUUGGUGAGCUGUUGUUUGAAGAGGAAGCGGAGCAGUGUGCGGACCUGUGUCAGAAGGUGCUCCAACACUGUAGCAGUUCUGUGGAUGGGAACAGAAGUCAGGCCUGCGCAACCCUCUACCUAAUCAUGAGAUACAGCUUCAGCUCAGCCAACAACUUCUCCCGGGUGAAGAUGCAGGUCACCAUGUCUCUGGCCUCCUUGGUGGGGAAGUCGGAGGACUUCCAGGAGGAGUACCUCCGCAGGUCUCUGCGUACCAUACUGGCCUACGCCGAGGAAGACAUGGAGAUGCAGAGCACAGCGCUGCCAUCGCAGGUGGAUGAGCUCCUGAGGAACCUGAAUAGUAUCCUGUCAGACACGGUGAAGAUGAGGGAGUUCCAGGAAGAUCCAGAGAUGCUUAUGGACCUCAUGUACAGGAUAGCGAAGGGUUACCAGACGUCUCCUGACCUGAGGUUGACCUGGCUGCACAACAUGGCAGAGAAGCACAAGAACAGGAAGUGUUUCACGGAGUCUGCCAUGUGUCUGGUCCAUGCCGCAGCCUUGGUGGCGGAAUACCUGAGCAUGUUAGAGGACCAUAAGUACCUACCAGUGGGCAGUGUUACCUUUCAGAACAUCUCUCCCAACGUGCUGGAGGAGUCGGCCGUGUCGGAUGACAUCCUCUCCCCGGAUGAGGACGGGGUGUGUUCAGGGCGAUACUUCACCACCAGUGGUCUGGUCGGCCUCCUGGAGCAGGCUGCAGAACUCUUCAGUAGCGGUGGUCUUUAUGAGGCUGUGAAUGAGGUGUACAAGAUCAUCGUGCCUGUCCUGGAGGCUCACAGAGAUUUCAGAGAGCUGGCCACCACUCACCAAAAACUCCAGAAAGCUUUUGACAACAUAAUUCAGAAGGGCCAGAAAAGGAUGUUUGGGACAUAUUUCCGGGUGGGUUUUUAUGGAGCCAAAUUUGGAGACCUGGACGAACGGGAGUUUGUUUACAAGGAGCCUGGGAUCACCCACCUGCCAGAGAUAUCUCAUAGACUGGAGAACUUCUACAGUCAGUGUUUUGGAAAUUCCCUGGAGAUGAUCAAGGACUCUACACCAGUAGACAGAAGCAAGCUGGAUGCUAACAAGGCUUACAUCCAGAUAACGUACGUGGAGCCCUACUUUGAUGACUACGAGAUGAAGGACCGCCUGACAAACUUUGAGAAGAACUUCAACCUGCGCCGUUUCAUGUACACCACACCCUUCACCAAGGCGGGGCGGCCCCGCGGCGAGCUCAAUGAGCAGUACAAGAGGAAGACCAUCCUCACCACCAUGCACGCCUUCCCGUACGUCAAGACGCGGAUCAACGUCAUCCAGAAAGAAGAGUUUGACCUGACUCCCAUUGAGGUGGCCAUUGAGGACAUGCAGAAGAAGACCAGGGAGUUAGCGUUAGCCACACACAAGGAGCAACCCGAUGCUAAGAUGCUCCAGAUGCUUCUACAGGGAUCUGUGGGAGCCACUGUCAACCAGGGACCGCUGGAGGUGGCCCAGGUCUUUUUGAAUGAGAUCCCUGCGGACCCCAAGCUCUUCCGUCACCACAACAAAUUGCGCCUGUGUUUCAAAGAGUUUAUCAUGAGGUGCGGCGAGGCCGUGGAGAAGAACAAGCACUUGAUCACGCCGGACCAGAAAGAGUACCAGCAGGAGCUGAAGAAGAACUACAAUCGCCUGAGAGAGAAUCUACGGCCGAUGCUUGAGAGGAAGAUACCCGAGCUCUACAAACCCCUCAUCAAGCCGCGCCUGGAGAACAGGGAUUCCAUCAAGCGGCUCAGUUUCCGCAGGGCCCUUGAGGAAAACCCCUGAGAAGGACAGACUCGUCUGCGGCAGAGAACACAGGUAGCUGUAAAAGAGGACAAGUAGGUGACAAGUGGGGAGGAAGCAAGCGGUCUUCAUUCAUCGAGGAAGAGCAGUAUACGCGUGAUUCCACCAUGGAGAACCUUCAGUCAUGUCUGGAUUAAUACGUUGCCAUUUCAUGUUUGUUGGUUUUUUUCUUACAGGAAACGCAGUAUGUUGUAUGAGAGAACAAUGAGCACAUUUUAUAGGAAAAGUUGACUUAAACAUUUUGCCAAUUUGAACUAAUUUUUUCCCCCUGUUAUUAGUUCUCUUCAGUUCUUUGCAUACUGAGAGUUCUAAUGAUACUGCCGACUGUUUGAGAAAGAAGGGUAAAAGUCCCAUAUUAAGAUCCUUGCAGGCCCAGGGACUGAAUAGUGCGAGUGCGAGUGCGCGUGUGUAUGUCUGUGUGUGUGCGCAGACUGCUUGUGGAACAAGGUAUAUUUUUUCAGUGUCCUGAUAAAGAAUGAAUUAAAUCUGCCUCCUACUAAAUGACUGAUGAUAAAUCACUCUGUUUAUUGCAGAAAGGCCUUUGGACUUGCACUUGUGUCCGUGCAAAUCUACAUACUGUCACACUGUAAAAUAAAACUACUCAGUUAACUUGUGAUGUUAUAUUUUAUGUAUGUUUUCUUGACCUGAUUGGCUAUGUAGAUACUACCAGUGAUUAAUUUAUUAUGAGUUCACAAACGAGUCAUGGUACAUAGAACUUCUCUAAUGCCACUACCUACCAAACCAAAAAGGGGCAUAGCUGCGUUUAAACAGGAACUUAAAUGCUACACAGAUGACUUGUUAGAGAAUACGAAUAAAAUGUUUACAGUUCUCAUAAAUAUUUAAUAACUUUCUUAAUUAAAAAAUUAUAUUUAAGAUAAUUUACAAUGUCAUCACUAGCUGUAGCAAUACCAAUAUUGAAACAAUGUUGGUUACUUUGACUGGAUGUGACAGUCUGUGCACAUAUCUAGAUUGUUUAAAGCAGUGUUUCCCAAUCCUGGUCUUGGGGACACCAAGGGGUGAACGUUUUUCAAAAUAAAGACUUGGUAUGUUAACAACGUCAAUCAAGUGUGUGAGUGGUAGCGCAACAUUUGAAUCAGGUGGGUGAGUGCUAGGGCAAAAAACAUAGAUGUGCCCCUUUGGGGUCCCCGCGACCAGGAUUGGGGCACACUGGUGUAAAUACUUUCAUGAAAACUAUGUAUUAGGAUGCUAACACGGUGCCAUACUAAAGACAUCCUACAAUGUUUACUGUAAUAAGACAGGUUUUAAAGUAUUUGCUCAGAUUAGGCUCUUAAUCUUGUCUGUUUUUUAAUGUUGAUGUGAUGUUGCAGAAUGUCAUGCAUUCCAGUAUAGAAAUCCAUUGCAAUACUACUUGGAAAACUGAGUGCAAAGCCCAAUGAGCAUUCUCUCAAAUUCUACUCUUGUUACAAUGUAGCCACAUUACAGGACAGUAAGUUACAAAAGGUAUUGGACAUACAGUGGCCAACUAAUAAGCACUGGAACCUGUUUUUGAGUUUUUGUUCUGUUUGUCAAUGCUUUAAUGAAUAUUUGUCAUUUUAGUAAAAUCAUGUACACAUUAAUGUCAUACACUUAAUGCAAUUAAACUUAAAAUCUG
Messenger RNA from Esox lucius (northern pike), 8030 nucleotides. RefSeq names its product dedicator of cytokinesis 8 (gene dock8). Gene Ontology annotation, cellular component: cell leading edge. The coding region runs from base 14 to 6400 and encodes 2128 amino acids. Gene Ontology annotation, biological process: positive regulation of establishment of T cell polarity; small GTPase-mediated signal transduction; positive regulation of GTPase activity. The record is from RefSeq and is a predicted model, not a curated record. Lineage: Eukaryota; Metazoa; Chordata; Actinopteri; Esociformes; Esocidae. The transcript is spliced from 48 exons. Gene Ontology annotation, molecular function: guanyl-nucleotide exchange factor activity.